Periconia digitata is the source of this 1591-nucleotide messenger RNA. Lineage: Eukaryota; Fungi; Ascomycota; Dothideomycetes; Pleosporales; Periconiaceae. The record is from the annotation of a GenBank genome assembly.
AAUGAGUCUCACUUGUCAACAAAUCAGCUCAAUCCUCAAUACUGCACCUGGCCUUGCAGUAUUGAAUGCCACCCAUCUUUCCAAUGGCGUCGUGGUCGAUUUACCUGGCUUGGUCCCGUCCUGUAUGGUGAAUGGACUUUCGUCGACCACUACUACCAACGAUCUUUGCCGAAUCAUCGUCAACGUAACAACAAGUGCUUCCAGCACCAACCGUAUCGAAGCAUGGCUGCCCGACAAUUGGAAUGGACGUUUCCUGGCAACCGGUAACGGUGGUAUUGGAGGCUGCAUUGACUAUGCGAACCUCCAGCACGGAGCGGGGCUCGGUUUCGCGACCUUCGGGACGAACGGGGGCCACGAUGGACAGACUGGAUUUGAAUUUUUCCUCAACCGACCCGAAGAUAUCAAUGAUUUUGGAUACCGCGCCAUCCACGCCGAAGCGGAAGCUGGCAAAUAUAUCAUAGAACAGUACUAUGGGCGGAAAGCAGAUUACAACUACUAUUCUGGCUGCAGCACGGGAGGUCGGCAGGGUUUCGAAGAAGCUAUUCUGUACCCAGAUGAUUUCCAUGGUAUACUCAUGGGUUCAAUGGGUGUAGAUUGGUUGCACAUCGUCGCAUCAAAAGGGAUUCUUGCUCGACGUAUGGGUUGGCCGGACCUGAGUUCUCCAAAGUAUAUCACAGCAGCGCAGUGGUCCGCGAUUGUCAAAGCGCAGAUCGAUUUGCUGGAUCCUCUCGACGGAGUCACUGACGGUAUCAUUGAUGAUCCUACGUCUCAUACCAUUGAUCCUUCAAUCUUCGGCUGCGGAAACGACGUUCUCAAUUCGUCCUUGUGUCUCACAGACGUACAAGUCCAGACGGUUCGCGAAAUCUAUGAGCCCUUGACCAACAGCGAAGGAGACGUUGUGUAUCCGUCUUUCGACCUAGGUGCAGAUACGUCUGUGUUUUCCGCGAACACAAAGACGGUGGAUGGAACGACUGUGCCCGAAUUGACAUAUACAGUAUUGCAAGACUACUGGCGCGGCGCUGUGUACAACUCAAGUACCUGGACCCCGCACAACUUUACAAUCGCGGACAUGGACUUUGCAGUGAAUUUGAACCCUGGCGGUAUAAAUAUUGCCGGUGGCUUGUCUCACAAUGUCUCCGCGUACCACUUCCAGGGCGGAAAACUUUUAGCUUAUCACGGCCGCGCUGAUCAGACUGUCACUUCUGCUGUGUCUUCCCGCGCUUUCCACCGUACUGCUGAGACGUUGGAUCUUUCGCUAGAGCAGAUGCACGAUUUUUACCGUCUUUUCUACGUGCCUGGAAUGGGUCACUGCGCCGGGGGGGUUGGUGCCUGGUCCAUUGGCCAGCCAAACGUCAAUCGUCCGCCGGGAGAGCAGUUCAAUAACACCGAUAAUAACAUAUUGUUGGCUUUGGUGGAUUGGGUAGAGGAAGGUAAUGCCCCGCAGGCGUUGGUGGGGACAAAGUUUAAGGGAGAUAGAUUAGGUGAAGAGGUGGAGGCACAGCGCACACACUGCGUUUAUCCCAGUGUUAGUCGCUGGGACGGGGUGGGUGAUGCGAAGAAAGCGGAAAGCUGGAGGUGCGAGUUGGCGUAG